Meloidogyne enterolobii is the source of this 237-nucleotide messenger RNA. The record is from the annotation of a GenBank genome assembly. NCBI's taxonomy places the organism in Eukaryota, Metazoa, Nematoda, Chromadorea, Rhabditida, Meloidogynidae.
UUUAUGUUUGGAUUUGCUAAAUUUUUUGGUAAAUUUUUUUUGGAAGAAUUGAAUAAAACAGGGUAUUCGAGUGAAGAUGAAGAAAAUGAAAUUGAAAGAAUUAAUUGGGGAAAUUGGGUAAAGGAAACAGAAGAGUUUUUGAACAAUUGUUAUAUAAUUUGGGAAAAGACAAAACAAACAUAUAUUGAUAAUGCUGAAAGUGCUAAAAUGAAAACAAAAAAAGUAAAUAUUUCUUAA